This is a messenger RNA of Lepus europaeus (European hare), 2579 nucleotides long. RefSeq names its product coiled-coil domain containing 85A (gene CCDC85A). The coding region runs from base 1 to 1734 and encodes 577 amino acids. Gene Ontology annotation, cellular component: nucleus. The record is from RefSeq and is a predicted model, not a curated record. Gene Ontology annotation, biological process: negative regulation of DNA-templated transcription. Lineage: Eukaryota; Metazoa; Chordata; Mammalia; Lagomorpha; Leporidae. The transcript is spliced from 7 exons.
AUGUCGAAGGCGGCUGGCGGCGCGGCGGCGGCGGCGGAAAGUUGUCCGCCGGCUCCAGCCGGCUCGACCGCGCCCGCCGCCGUGGAGGACCUGUCCAAGGUGUCGGACGAGGAGCUGCUGCAGUGGAGCAAGGAGGAGCUGAUCCGCAGCCUGCGGCGCGCCGAGGCGGAGAAGGUGAGCGCGAUGCUGGACCACAGCAACCUCAUCCGCGAGGUGAACCGCCGCCUGCAGCUGCACCUCGGCGAGAUCCGCGGCCUCAAGGACAUCAACCAGAAACUCCAGGAGGACAACCAGGAGCUGAGGGACCUCUGCUGCUUCUUGGAUGAUGACCGGCAGAAAGGGAAGAGGGUGUCCCGGGAGUGGCAGAGACUGGGCCGCUACACGGCCGGGGUGAUGCACAAGGAAGUGGCCUUAUACCUGCAGAAGCUGAAGGAGCUGGAGGUGAAGCAGGAGGAGGUGGUCAAGGAGAACAUGGAGCUCAAGGAGCUCUGUGUGUUGCUGGACGAAGAGAAGGGUGCCGGCUGCGCGGGCAGCCGCUGCUCCAUCGACAGCCAGGCCAGCCUGUGCCAGCUGGCCGCCCCUACCGCACCCUCAGUGCGUGACGUGGGUGACGGCAGCAGCACCUCCAGCGCGGGCAGCACAGACAGCCCCGACCACCACAAGCACCACGCGAGUGGCGGCAGCCCGGAGCACCUGCAGAAACCCCGGGGCGAGGGCAGCCCUGAGCACUCCAAGCACAGAAGCGCCAGCCCUGAGCAUGUGCAGAAACCCAGGCCCCCCGGGACCCCGGAUCACUCCAAAGCACUCAAAGGACCUAGCCCUGAGCACCACAAACCCUUGUGCAAGGGCAGCCCGGAACAGCAAAGGCACCCGCACCCAGGGGGCAGCCCUGAAACGCUGCCCAAGCAUGUGUUGAGUGGGAGCCCAGAACACUUCCAGAAGCACAGACCAGGGGGCAGCCCUGAACACGCCAGGCACAGCGGAGGGAGCCCUGAGCACCUUCAGAAACAUGCCCUCGGCGGGAGCCUGGAACACCUGCCCAGAGUCAGGGGCACCAGCCCCGAGCACCUCAAGCAGCAUUUUGGGGGAAGCCCUGAUCACAAACACGGAGGAGGUGGCGGCGGCGGCGGCGGCAGCAGGGAGGGCACCCUGAGACGGCAGGCACAGGAAGACGCAUCGCCCCAUCACCGGAAUGUCUACAGCGGCAUGAAUGAAUCAACCUUGUCCUAUGUUAGGCAGCUGGAGGCAAGAGUAAGACAGCUGGAGGAAGAGAAUCGCAUGCUGCCCCAGGCCACCCAGAAUAGAAGGCAACCUCCAACUAGAAACAGCUCAAAUAUGGAGAAAGGCUGGGGGCCCAGAGCCCGGCGGGUCUUGCAGUGGUGGCAAGGGUGCCGAGGAAUAGGACGAUGCCUGCCCACUCUGCCGGGUUCUUUUAGGUUGUCAUCAGGGGCUGAUGGGAAUAACAGUUCACCCAACUCUCCUGCUAGCUUCAGUGGACAUACCACACCUUCUCAGCAGCCUGAACCUGUGGUACAUUCUCUUAAGGUCUUGGAUGUUCAGGAAACUAUAGAUCGUCAACAGGGUAAAGAGUAUGAACAUGACCUUAGUGAGACAGAAAAAGCUAUAGUCAGAGAAAUGUGCAAUGUUGUGUGGAGGAAACUUGGAGAUGCUGCAGGUUCCUGUCCUGGAAUUAGGCAACAUUUAUCAGGAAACCAGUACAAAGGACCAAUGUGAAAAGCACUCAAAUGUGACAUCAACACUGCCAGAGAACAAAGAAAAGAAGAAAAAAGACUGAAUUUCCACCAACCUAGACUCAUGCAGUGAUUGUACAUUGCACAUAUCUCUUCUCAAAAUAUUUAGUACAACUUCCCCUAAAAGCUGAUAUUCUGUGUGUUUCAUUUCAGUGUCCACAACAGUCCAUCUCAAAGAAGGUAGCUUUGACAAUUACCAUUUUGGUACCAAUAUUUUCAUUAUGUCUAAAGCAUUUUUAAUUCCCCAGGUUUAAGAGAGUAAGGCAACCUGCAUGGUUAGAAGAAUCUAGUAGAGCCUUAGUGGUCUCGAUAGAGUUGGCUCAUUGCGUAUAGUGAUGGAGUUUUCUCCCAUGUUGUGUUCAAGAAUAAAGAGGUGUUUUUCAACUUCUCAGUUUUGAGAGUUGGGCACCUACCUCUUAUACUUCAAUAGACAAAGUAUUAGUUUAUAAUGCAUAAUUCAUUUGGAUGCAAGAUAUUAUUUGGUUUAAUUUUUUGAGGUGCUAAAACUACAACAAUUCUCUUCCAAUCUAGAAGAGUAGCAAGAUUUUGUAGAGUGCUUAUCAGAGAAUACCAUUUGUUUCAAUUCAUCAAAGUCAAUAUAUCUUUUUUUUUAAACAAAUGCUUAUCAUGGGGACAUAUCAACCUUCAUAGUCACUCAGUAUAUCUUUGAUGUUAAUACUAACAGUCAUCUAAAAAACAAGAAAAAAUUUUUUCUAAGUGUUUUGAGCUGUGGGACGUCGAUUUCUACAAUUUAGUUUCUAGACAUGCUAUAAAUUUAUGAAACUUUAUGUAAACUUUAAAAUAUUGCACUGCAUUUAUGAAAAGCUU